This is a messenger RNA of Neurospora hispaniola, 2003 nucleotides long. RefSeq lists its product as uncharacterized. The transcript has 2 exons. Lineage: Eukaryota; Fungi; Ascomycota; Sordariomycetes; Sordariales; Sordariaceae. Gene Ontology annotation, cellular component: nucleus. Gene Ontology annotation, molecular function: DNA binding. Bases 388 to 1821 code for a protein of 477 amino acids. Gene Ontology annotation, biological process: double-strand break repair; DNA recombination. The record is from RefSeq and is a predicted model, not a curated record.
AUCCGCUCCCCAAGUCAAAGGGUUUCAAACGGUGGCUUAUACCUACAGUAGUGCUGUACUCUUCUGAGACCAUUACGUGCAUUCACAAGCGCAAAACUCCCAUCAGCUCUUGUUUCAUCUGAGCUUGGUUGACCAUCCGCUUGUGCUCGUCCAAAUUGGGUUGAUUAAUCCACUCAUAGGGCAGAACCUGGACGGGAGCCCCAACGACCAUCGGACCAAGGCGGCGGCAACGCGGAUCGCGGAUCGUGACGUUGGCACACACGCAGCCUGCAUCACGAAACGGCGAUCCCGUCUUUGCCCCCAAAAUACCAUCAUCUCCAUCCCACUUUUUUCACAUUAUCACAACAAGUCUCACUCAAAACACUUUAUUGUGCAAGCCACGCAAGGAUGACUUCAUCUUCAUCCACGAUUAUCCGUAUCCCCCGGACCGAUACCGAUCAGGAGGAUGACUGCAUCCUGGGCGAGGUGGUCCACUCGGGAGGGUCAUCCGCGAGGGGAUUGAAACCGCUGAAUCUCAGAAUAAUUGCUACGGAGGGUGAAGAACCGUAUGCGCUCACGCUAAAACAUGACCACAUUAACGACCUCCGCGCCAGCAGCUCCGCCUGCUCCCCCACAGAAUGGCAAUCCAUCCUAUCCUCCCUCUUCAUAACCGCCUCGCCAGUAGAAGGCAUCGAAGCCGGUGCCCAAGUAGAAACCCGGGGCAAGAAAAAGUCCAUCACCAUCACCAUCCGUCGCCGCGUAGCCGGCAUCAACCAACGACUUGGUGCCCUAACCCUCGUUCACUCCCCUUCCUCCGAGAUCCAGCUCUUCGACUGGUGUUCGCAACUCGCCAUCUCCCGUCAAACCGCACUCACUUCCCUGUCCACCUCCGCCGCGCAGGUCGCGUAUCUCAAGGCCCGUGUGGCUGACCUGAAGAAGCAGUUGGAGGAACUCACGCAGUCCAAGGUUGAGCAGGAGACCGAGCUGUUGCAGAAGUUCAGGGCGCUGCUUAAUGAGAAGAAGGCCAAGAUUCGUCAGCAGCAGCAGGCUUUGAGCAGUAGAGCAAGACCAAGGUCAGGUUCGCGAGAGAGGUUGUCGGGGAUGAUUGAGAGUGCGAGGAGUAAGUCCAAAGUUAACGUAACGGAAAGUCAAUUGAAUGAGGAGAAUGAGGAAGAAGAGGGUGGUGCCAAGAUCGGCAGGAUAGGAGCAGGAGGACGCGGAACAGGAUCAGCGAAAGCAAGGACAAACACAAGAACCGCCCGUGUCUCUAGACCAGGAAAACGAAAGGCUGCAAAGGACGUACCAUCAUCAGACGAUGACGACGAUGACGACCACGCAAAAUUCGAAAGGAUGGAUGUCGACGAGCCGGUACCUGAGCUAGAAUCAGAGCCGGAACCUUCAUCAAAGACGGCCACCAUGGGACAAUCAUCCUCUAGCAAGACCCUCGACCAUGAGGACGUCACUGAUAACGACGAGGACGAAGAUGAGGUCCUCAAUAAGACAUCUGACCGCAAUACCCCAGACCACGACGAUGACGAAACAGCCAGUGAGCCCGAUGAGGAGGAUGGGACUGUAGAAGCCGGGGAGAAGGAUCUUGAUGUGCCGCCUCCUUCACCGCCGCCUGCUAGACGACAACGCACGGCAGCGGCAUCCUCGACAACGACGACAACCCCUCGGAAAAAGACGACGGCUGCUGUUGUAGAAAAAGGAAAGGGAAAGGAGACGCCAACGCCCAUUUCUCAUACAAAGAGGGCGGGGGCGACGGCUACGAGAGCGUCUCAACCUGCUGCUGCUGCUGCAGUGGAUGAGGGGAGUGAGACGGAGUCUGAUGAUGAGUUGUGAGCGGACGGUGUACGUUGAACGCGAGUUGGGGGAGCGUGAUAUAACGAUGGAUGAUAAUUAGACAUGUCUUUGAUGAGAGGUGUCGAUGACUGAAUCCUACAGUGGCAAUCCAUGUCCAGUAAAGUUGAUGUUUGCAAAACAAAAGCUGUUUUAUGGGUAUUAGCACUGCAUGUCAGACUCUA